CGCAAACAGUAACUAUUAUAUAAACAGUAAUAUGAACUUGGGAACUGAUGAUCUUAAAAAACUUUUGUGUGUUUCUGCCGAUGGUAGUAAAGAUGCAUUGGAAAACGAAGAAGACGACAGAGUGUCUUAUUCUAAGGACACGCUGAUUAUUUUAUCCAAUAAUGCGACUUGCACCAAAUGCCCGGAUUUCUUAUCUUCGAAUCACUUUAGCGAUAAUGGGCGAUGGGAUCCGGAAUUGUGGAUUCAAUCUUUUUCACCGUCCCAUUCUAAUCCAGAAUCCAGACCACAAGAUAUGAAGAGGUUCGAUGGCAAUGGGACGAGGGAAGACAGUAAUGUGGUCCUCGGACCUCAGAGAAGGAGCUUCCAGGGAGGUUGCCAUGUAUCUUGGAAGCAGGGAUCGGGAUUCAGUAGAUCAACAUCCACAAAGAUCCCGGAUCGAAAAGUUCUGCGUCAGCAAAGUCAAGAGCGCGAGAAUCCACAUCCACAACUGAAAAGAUUUCAUUCUUUGGAACAUUCAGAAAGAGAUAGGGGUACCAGGGAUCAGGAAAAUCGCGGCGGGGGUCGUAACAAUCGUGACAACGAGAGUUGGUCGUUUGAUAAAAGUGAUCACUUCAGAAAACCGCGGCAACCUGAUUAUAAAAAGUACCAAGUGCCUGUUGCUAGGAAUUUUUCAAAGAAAUCCGACUUUAUGUACACGGAUAUAGAGGAAGAACCUGAAUGGAUAAGUUAUGGACCUAAGUCCCAGUUUGACACCAUAGAGUUGGCAGGAUUUGAGGAACCAGAUGACUUCAGUUGGAUGGGAGGAAAGAUACCCAUGGAUGACGUGCCGGAGAGAAAGAAAAAAGAAACAAAAAAUGAAAAACAUGAUUCUCCCAUUGAAGAACCACUGGAGCAUAACGGGAAUGCCACAGGUGAAACUGGAAGCGAAAAUGAAAACGUGACGACUUCGGAAAUAAAAUCUGUGACGGUGAAUGCACUUGAAGAGAGCAAAGCUGAGAUUGAGAAAUCCAAGCAGGAGACCGAAGCGAGUGAAAAUGCGGACAAAAGUUCAAAAAGUCGAUUCAGCAGAUGGUUUAGCACAACUCCUGACGAAGAGAAGUCCAAACUGGAAACACUAGACAUUCCUCAAGCAAACUCCGAAUCUCAAAAUCAAAAAGAACCAGGAAAAGUCCAUUCUGCCCCUAACUUGAAAGCAUUAGCUGAAGCAUCAACUACCAGUGUUCCAAACCUGACCAGACCAGUUAUAUCCACUUCCCAACCAGUUCAAACCAGUUCAGGGCCUGCUUCUGGAUCAAGAUCAUCAGAUAUACAUAGCACUGAUGCUUUUAAUCGACUCAUUGCUUCAUUGAGGCAGUCGGACAAAGAAAAGGAACAAAUCCAGCAAAGGAACCAACAAAUACAAGCGCUCCAAUCUAUUAUGAAAACAACUCAAUUAAGGACUAAAGACAAUUGUUACAAUGUGUCUUCUAUUGAGGAACCUGAUUCAUUCGCGCAAGAUACAUCACAAACUAGUUUGUUGAAGAAACAACUGGAAAAACAGAAAGACGCAUACCAUCAAAAACUAAGACAAAUGGAACAAUCACAGAACAGAAGCCCAAUCAUGUUUCCUGGACAAGAAAGUCAGGACACCAAGCAAGCAAUGGGAGAGAAUUUCUACAAAACUCAUAACGACGUUAACCACGAACGUGCUGCUGCUACUGCUUCCCUUAAAGCUAAGUUAGCUGGAAAGUCAACAAAAGAAGAAAAUCUUUUGCAAUCUGGGCUUGGGGAUCGAAUAACCUCCCAAAAUAUUGACUUAACGCCACCAAUGCAGGAAAUGGCUUCUGCAAGUUCGUUCGGCGAUAAAAAACUCUCCAUCGAAGAAAAUUUGAUGAAGCUAAAGCGACUGCAGUCCGCCCCUGCUGGAUUACAGAACGAAAAGUUACAAAAACAAUUUCCUCUGCCCAGUGGCCCGAAUAAUUCAGUGAAAAACACUUUGCACCAGCAUGAAAGUGCGUUGUUAAUAGCCCAGAUGUUAGCUAAGGCUGGGGUAACGGAAGAGCAGUUGAAACAACUCACGAUCGAACAGCAGGAGCUCGUUAUUGCAAUGGUGCAGAACCAUUACUCGCAAAAAGAAAUCGGUAAAAUGAUGAACCUGGAUAAACGCAGUAACCCGAAGUUGCUCGAAGCGCAAAAAAGCAGCGGUAACAAUCGAAUGCCGUCAAACACCAUUAACAACCUUGCGAUGAACAAUGCAGGACUACGGGACUCCAGAUCCAGCACCACGGCACCAAAUCUCCUUGCUUAUAUAAACGAUAAGCGAACUGCAUCCCAAGACACUCGUUCUGUCCCUUCUACUAACUACAAUCAUGUCCAAACCCUUUCCCAGCAGCGUCUUCUACAGCAAGGUAUCCAACAGUAUCCGAUUGUCCUCCCCCAUUUAAUGGCGCCCCCUAUCCUGCCCCAAACCAUGGCUGCCCAACACCUAAUGCAUUCCAGUCCCACCCCUAUCCACGCCCACCCUGCUAUGGUAAUGCAUAUGCAGCAGUUGUAUGCAUCACAGCUGGCCCAACAACACCAGCAACAGCAACAAGCAGCUGUAUUGGCCGCAUUACAGCAGCAACAACUAGCAACACACGCACAGCCUGAUAUGUCCAAGUUACAACAGAGUAUUCAGAACUUAAGAAUGGGGGCCUCCAGACCUAUUUCAUCCACCAUUGACCCGAACGAUCGCAGCCAUUUCACCAACCCAUUAAGCCAAUGGUUCAGCAGAGACGUGUUGCAACAAUCCCAUUUUCCCCCCGUAACCCAACUCACAGGCCAGCAUAAUCUUAAUAAUUACCCUGGUUCUGGUAACGCUAAUGGAAAGCACUAACACUGCUCAUUUUGUUUCAUUUUUUUGCCAUUUUUUCGUUUCAGCUCUCUCUUGGUGUACAUAUUUCUAUUUUUUCUUUCACGCUCUUCUUUUUUUGCAAACUGUUCUAAGCGUUUAAUGGUAUUACUGGCUUAAAAAAACUGAAGUUCAUAGCUUGACUAAAUCCGUAUAGUGUCUCUGGUGCUGUCGAAAUCACAGCGGAGAUUUUUCAGCGUAUUGCAUUGUACUGUAUGGGUGUUGUACACUAAAUAUGUGUAUAGUGAAGUGUGCAUGUGCGUCAAAAUAAAAUUCAUGCUACCGUCUGUAC
This is a messenger RNA of Ciona intestinalis (vase tunicate), 3161 nucleotides long. The record is from RefSeq and is a predicted model, not a curated record. NCBI's taxonomy places the organism in Eukaryota, Metazoa, Chordata, Ascidiacea, Phlebobranchia, Cionidae.